Molecule: messenger RNA, 699 nt
Organism: Anguilla anguilla (European eel)
Lineage: Eukaryota; Metazoa; Chordata; Actinopteri; Anguilliformes; Anguillidae
Exons: 3
Coding region: 1-699 (232 amino acids)
Biological process (GO): DNA replication
Molecular function (GO): DNA-directed DNA polymerase activity; nucleotide binding; DNA binding
Source: RefSeq, a predicted model, not a curated record
AUGAAACUAUUUCCACAGAAUCAGCUGAGGAAACCAAUAAACAGACCAGAGAAUCACACCUCCAGGAGCAAACAGUUGAGGAAGCCCCUGGACACAGAGAGGACGGCAGCGCUGAGGAAAGAAAACAACAGGCCCGAGAAUCACACCUCCAGGAGCAAACAGCGGCCCAAACAAUUCUCCAGAAGCCAGGGGACACCGAAAGACGGCCCUUUAAGGUCCUGCGCCGUGUCUGAACAUCAAGGCAAAUGUGUACAUUCUGACGAGGAGCGUUCUCUCACCGGAGUCUGGUGUAGUAUCAAACUAGCCAAGGCUGUUGAGAAGGGGUACCAGGUUGCCAAGAUUUUUGAAGUUUGGCAUUUCCCACAGCGCUCUGAUUCUCACUUUAGCGGCUACAUAAACACCCAUUUAAAGGGUAAACAGGAAGCCUCUGGGUACCCUUCAUGGGUGUCUAAUGAUUUGGACAAAGAUAGAUACAUGCAGAGUUAUUUGGAAAAGGAGGGUAUACAUUUAGACCCCAGCAAAAUUUGUGUCAAUAAAGCCAAAAGACAAAUUUCUAAACUUUUUCUGAACAGCCUUUGGGGUAAAUUCGGUCAGAGAACAAACCAAGUUAACACCGCCUUGAUCCAUGACCCGGAGCAGUUUCUGUUGUACAUGUUUUCCAAAGAGUAUGACAUCUCACAUUUUUCAUUUAUUACAUAG